CGAAAGCCGCACGCCUGACGGUCAACUGCUCAAGCCAAAGCCGAACACCACCACCCGCGCAGCCGCCCCCACUUCCCUGCGCGAAUCAGAGCCCGUGACCGUCCCCUCCGUCCGUGCGAUUCGCCGCCGUACCCCACGAGCGAGGUCUCUUCCUCCUCCCUCUCGGCCAGGCCAGCCCCUAGUCUCUGGGUUCCCUUCUUCUUCGCCGUCGCCGCCGUCGCAGGAGGGGAAGGAGGACACAUCGCCAUGGCGGGCAGGCUCCUGGCGAAUCUGAUCGUCAUGGGCGGAACCGUGGUGGGCAGGGCCAUGCUCCAGGCCUACCGCCAGGCCAUCGUCAAUGCAAACAAAACUGGAGCUGCCCAAGAAGCUAUAAAUGGUAUUAGACGAGCUAGCAAGGCCAUGACUGAGCAAGAAGCCCGGCAAAUUCUCGGUAUCAGUGAGAAAUCAACGUGGGAAGAGAUUGUCCAGAAGUAUGACACAAUGUUUGAGAGGAAUGCCAAGAAUGGGAGCUUCUAUCUCCAGUCAAAGGUUCAUAGAGCGAAAGAAUGCCUGGAACCUUUAUAUCAAAAGCCUGAUGUACUGAACUGAGAUUAGGUGCCCUACCUUCCGUUUGAAGCAGUAUGCCUAAUUGAUCGAUUUGCCAGUGCGCCCAGAGAUCAUCUUUCAGCGUUGAGUUAUGUGUUGGGCGCAUCAGGUUGAUUGGUUGUAAUGCCAGAAUAAUGUUUAACAAAUAUACAAAAUUUUGGCUGAUUCUCAUUGGCAACGCCUCAGUUACUGUGGCUGUAAUUCGUAGUAUGUUAGUUGGCUGUGAUGGGAUAAUUUUUGUUUUAGACAACAGGUCCCAUUUUUGCCUUUGUGUUGAGAGGUGUCUUUGCUGCGCUAGAAUAAUCAUUGUUUCAAAUUUUUUUUUUUGACAUGCUACGAUCAAAGGCUAUGCAGGAUCAACGCUGCUGGUUGCUGUGUGCUACA
Sorghum bicolor (sorghum) is the source of this 969-nucleotide messenger RNA. Its product is annotated as mitochondrial import inner membrane translocase subunit PAM16 like 2. Bases 247 to 588 code for a protein of 113 amino acids. Gene Ontology annotation, biological process: protein import into mitochondrial matrix. The transcript has 4 exons. Lineage: Eukaryota; Viridiplantae; Streptophyta; Magnoliopsida; Poales; Poaceae. Gene Ontology annotation, cellular component: TIM23 mitochondrial import inner membrane translocase complex. The record is from RefSeq and is a predicted model, not a curated record.